Messenger RNA from Dentiscutata heterogama, 441 nucleotides. Lineage: Eukaryota; Fungi; Glomeromycota; Glomeromycetes; Diversisporales; Gigasporaceae. The record is from the annotation of a GenBank genome assembly.
GUCCCUUUUGCUCGAUUCUUGGCCAUGAAUGGUUCUCAAUAUCAAAAUAUCAAAAGAUAUCAAAUUGCAAAAGUUUACAGAAGAGAUCAACCUGCCAUGACUAAAGGUCGAAUGCGUGAAUUUUAUCAAUGUGAUUUUGAUAUAGCUGGUGUUUUUGAUCCAAUGAUCGCUGAUUCAGAAGUUGUGAAAAUCAUGUGCGAAUGUUUAACAGCCCUUGAUGUUGGUGAAUACAUUGUUAAGGUAAAUGCUUUAUUAUAUUCAAAAUAUUCAUCAAAAUAUCCACUUGACCUUCAUGAUGAAGCCAAAGAUAAAGAAUUUGAAGUAGAAUUGAGCUGGAUAACUGAGGUAAAUAGACGACAUCAAUUUGUACCUGAUGACAUUGCGGCAGAAGCGGAAAGAUUGGCAAAGGAAUCACUUAAUGAGGAAAUGGAAGAUGAUUAA